Messenger RNA from Exserohilum turcica Et28A, 1224 nucleotides. RefSeq lists its product as uncharacterized. The transcript is spliced from 3 exons. NCBI's taxonomy places the organism in Eukaryota, Fungi, Ascomycota, Dothideomycetes, Pleosporales, Pleosporaceae. The record is from RefSeq and is a predicted model, not a curated record. The coding region runs from base 24 to 1154 and encodes 376 amino acids.
GCGAUGCCGUGCGACAUACUGCUAUGCCUUCGAAACAAAAACGCCGAGGACCCAAGCAGCAAACCACACCGCCCUCGAGUUUUGUAGAGCCACCGUUAACCCCGCCGCCAACCGACGAGAAGCCGUACGCGCAAGCCCCUCGAAUUAUCGCACUUUUCCACGAAAUUCAAGCAGGAAAGCAUAGCAAUCGAGACCCGUGGACAGAGUUUUCGCUUCAACCCGGGGAGUACGAUAAAUUGCAGCGUCUCUUCAAACAAGAGGAGAGGCUGCUAGGGUUUGUGAAAGACAAGAUACGGUAUGAUUACGACGUGGAAAAGCACCGGCUUGUCGUUCGCAUGCCUACAGCCGUGCAUGAAUUGUUCAUUGCCCGUGUUGAGGAUGCUGUGCUCAGCCAACUGAAAUCGAUUCGUGAAGGAUCUGAUGACGCGGCGGCUUUCGCCCAGAAGGUUGAUUCUGCUCGGUCUACCGAGCUACAUUUUCCAGUUACAGAUGAUUCCUCCGGCAAGAAAUCGAAAUAUGAGCCGGACGCAUCUUUCUGGCACGAUGACGCGGAAUACCCUGGGGUUAUCGUCGAAGUGGCAUAUUCACAGAAGAAAAAGAGACUGCGCCGGUUGGCCGAAAACUAUCUCCUGGACUCAGAUGCUAGUGUGCGAGUUGUUGUGGGUUUCAACAUCGGAUAUGGCGUGAACGAGUCGCGUGAAGCGACCUUGUCGGUAUGGCGGCCUCAAUUUCUUCACACCAACGAUGGCGUUGAACUACGAGUAGUUGAGGAAGUUGCGGAUGAGGCAUUUCGUGACGAGCAAGGAAAUUCUACUACUCACCCAGGCCUACGGCUUCAACUGUCCGACUUUGCAUGCGAGGAACUUACAAAGGAUGUGGUGGUUACGGAGGGAAGGAGGGAGAUCAUAGUGUCUACUCAAGAGCUUUGCAAUUAUCUCUCUGCAGCGGAAGGUAAGAUGCGCCGGGAAACAUCACUUGUUCGGCAUUCCAUUCCUGCGGGCGUUAAAAAGCGCAAACGAUCAGAAACACCCACAGAUGUGAUGGUUCCUGGUGAUGAAGCGAGAUACGUUAAGGAAGAGGAGAGGGAGGCGAAGCGGGCAGCAGUGAACGACUUGGAUUACGAACAUGCAUCAAGCGGCAGCUUUUCAGAAUAGAAGACAGCAUAAUGAUCGUUUCGUAAUAACCGUUUCGAAUAGCUGCAUUUGAAAUUAAAUUCGGUAGUAC